This is a messenger RNA of Haliotis rufescens (red abalone), 1940 nucleotides long. Its product is annotated as transmembrane protein 138-like. The record is from RefSeq and is a predicted model, not a curated record. NCBI's taxonomy places the organism in Eukaryota, Metazoa, Mollusca, Gastropoda, Lepetellida, Haliotidae. Gene Ontology annotation, cellular component: cilium. The coding region runs from base 250 to 753 and encodes 167 amino acids. The transcript is spliced from 6 exons.
CGUGAGAUUGUACGAGAGGUUCGUUUCGAGUGUAAACAUGUCGGAUUCCGGUUAACAACUGAACUGUCAUCACAAUAUUAAUUCAAACUUAUGUUUCAGCGAAUAGAUUUUCAUAGUAACAAAAUUUUGAGAUACGAAUCAACAAUGUAAGCAUAUGCAUCCUUAACGUGACAGCAGAGAAGGGUAGGGUGUAUUCCAGUGAUGACGCUUUAAACUACCCCGCAGUAGCCGUGUACAUCAGCUGUCAAGAUGAAUGUCAGUCGGUACCAGCCGAUCCUGUACUUGCAGUACCUGCUGCUGUUGGUGGAUCUGGUUCUCAACUCCUUCACGGAGAUGCUCCGAUUUCAGAAUGUCAUUCUGCUCAUCACGUUUGUCAUUCAAGACGUCUGCAUCCUGUUCGCAGUGAUCGUGGUAUUCCUGUUGUUCUUCAAUACAUACAUCUUCCAAGCAGGCCUCGUCAAUAUCCUAGUCAACAAGUUCCGUGUGCCGAUCUGUGUGACCUUCGUCUACUUCAUGCUGAAUGUAGCGCUGCAUGUCUGGGGAAUGGUAUUGUUUGACUCACAGACCUUGAGGUGGGACGACCCUGACAGGUACAUCUGGGAUGUAACUGGAUAUCGGAUCCUCUUCGUCAUUCAGAGAACUGUUGCUGUCCUCUACUACUUCUUCUACAAGAGAACGGCGCUGAAGCUCGGUGACCCAAGGUUCUACCAGGACUCAGAAUGGAUCCGACGGGAGUUUGAGAGGAGGAGAUAAUGGGAUAUGUGUCUGUCAAUUAGCAGAUUCUGGUCCAGUUUGAUAGGACACUAAACAAUCCAUCCCUCGUGACUUGGAAAGAAGUGUGAUAUUCUGUCCAUGACUACAAAGAGAAUCUCUACCUAAAGUCUCAAGAUUAUAAGAAUGGUUUCAGGUAUCGGUAGAUGUAUCAACUUGACAGAAGCAUAUGAAUUCUUGUCAGAACAUAUGUGGCAUUUGGUAUUACCGGUACUCAGAGAUAUUUUGACAAGACAGAAUAUUAAGUUGCUAUCUACGACACGUAAUCAUGGUAAUGUCAAGGUCAUAGUACCUCGGUAGGUGUUCUGCAUGAUGUUAUGACAUUCCUUAGUGUCCAAUGCAUUGUGUUUGUAAUGAGGUAGUUAUACUGGAAUUGAACAUUUGAAGGCAAAUGAUUCACUAAAAAUCCUACGGUCACAAGUUACCACACAAGGUGUAUAUCCGUCCACAGUAGAUGUAUAACAUUAGCCUGACCUGACAUCCCAAAUGUACUUAAUAUGGCUUUUGUACAGUAGCAGCAUGUAUAUCUUGUAGCAUUACCGUAUUCCACGUAAUAAGCCCCCAGGGUGCUCUCAAAAUUAGAAAUAGGGGGCUCUUAUUAGAAUAUAAUUUUGGUGAGAUAAAAAACAGUUGAAAGAUUGAAAGCCAAUAUAUUAGCAAAUAUCGCUGUGGGUGCUUAUUACGUCGAAUACGGUAUUGUGUAGUUCACACAAUAGUUACAUAUAAGUGUCUUAAUGGGAUAUCUUAUACACCCAGCCUCUUUCUACAAAAUAAAUAAAUGUAGGUUUCCAGGAAGAUCUUCAAUGUGUAUCAGACCUGGAGAAGGUUGUCUCACUACAUGAAUCUUGAUUAAGGAUAAUUCUUGUGAUCAAACCUUUUUGGAAUUUUGAGGCAAAAUUAACAGUUAUUGAAUCAGUAUUAAUGACAGUUGCCCACAUGUCUAUUUUUACCUUUUUGUGAAUAUAAUGAGAUAAUAAUCAUGCAAAAAAUAAAACAAAAUUGAGGAGAUUAAUGUCUUUACAACAGUAACAAUAUCUUUGAUGAUCAAUAUCGCUGACAAUGUGUUAUUUUGAAAAUAUUUCUUUUAAUAAAAUAUUUUCAAUGAAUUGUAUAUCUGGCUGUAUAAACAUGUGAAUACUUUAUAUUUGUAAAUAAACUUUUGAACUGAA